CCUUCUUCCAAAGCAUCUCGAGGUGGUGUGUGUGAACUGUGAAAGUAGAUGAACGUUUAGUCCAUUAUCUCCACUUCUAUAUUACACCAASUUUGAUUUACAAGGACUGACCCUUUUACUAAAUCACAGCUGAGAAGAAUUACAGUCUAAAAAUGGCAAAAUUCGUCCGCGCUUCACACUUUCGCCACAUCUUCGGUACUAACCCAAAGAGAGAAGAAAUCUACGACAAYGUCAGGGUUUCCGAAAACUCUUGGGAAGGUUCUCCAAUUGCUGCUGUGAAUCCAAAGUUCCUUGCAGUGUGCCUGAAGUCCGCUGGUGGAGGAGCUUUUCUGGUGUUGCCUCAUGAUAAGACUGGUCGUAUUGAACAAGAUGCGCCAAGAGUAGUUGGCCACAAAGGAGAUGUACUAGACAUCCAAUGGAAUCCGUUUAAUGAUAACAUGAUUGCUUCAAGCUCAGAGGAUAUGAGGAUUAUGAUAUGGGAGAUUCCAGACACUGGACUCAGUGCAAAUUUAACCAAACCACUUUUGACCCUYGAAAAUCAUCAACGCCGAGUGGGCAUCAUAAGAUGGCACCCCACUGCAGAGAACAUUUUAUUGAGUGCUAGUCAUGACAACAAGAUAUGCAUUUGGAACCUUGAAAGUGGAGAAUGUAUAUCUGAGAUUGAUUGCCACCCUGACACAAUUUUCUGUGCAGACUGGAACUUUGAUGGAAGUUUGAUCGCAACGACCUGUAAAGACAAAAAUCUUCGAAUUAUUGAUCCAAGAAGUGGUGAGGUCAAAAAGGUAGCUAAAGGACAUGAAGGUGGCAAACCACAACAAAUUGCUUUCCUUGGUGAGACCAAUGCCCUUUUUACCACUGGCUUCUCAAAGAUGAGUGAGAGACAAUAUGCUGUUUGGAAUAAAGACUUGGAGCAACAAACUCAAGAAGACAUUGAUCAGUCAAAUGGAGUACAGUUUAUUCGAUAUGAUGCUGAUAUCAACAUUGUUUGGCUUAUAGGAAGGGGUGAUUGUAUUAUACGAUACUAYGAAGUGAAGUUGGGCACUGUUGCCAAUCCAACUUAUGAAUGUUUCUGGCUGGCUAACUACACUGGCAAAGAAUCACAAAGAGGUUUUGGUUUCAUGCCAAAGAGAGGUUGUGAUAUCAGCAGGAAUGAGGUUGCAAAGAUCUUUAGGUGUACAAAGACGAAUGUACAACCUGUCUCGUACACGGUUCCAAGAAAGUCUGAACUCUUCCAAGCUGACAUUUUUCCAGACACCAAAGGUGACGAGCCAUCACUAACUGCUGAGGAAUGGGAGGAGGGUAAAAAUGCUCCACCAAAACUUAUCCCUUGUGAGCCUAUGUUCCAUGGCAAUAAAGGAACUACAAAAGGUGAAACCAAAAAGAAGACCRUUGGUCUUGGAGGGCUUAAAAAACCAGGRGCCAAGAAACCAACUCCAGGAGCAGCAAAAGAAGAGGAGGUUGAUGUCGCCAAGCUUUUGGCAACCGUCAAAACCUUAACAGAAAAAGUCCAACACUUAGAGAAAACCUCUGCAGAUUUUGAGAAGAGAUUACAGCAAUUGGAAGGGAAAUCAGACCAACCUGAAGAUGAUGGCUAUGAUGAGGAGUAGCUUGUCCAUUUUCUACCAAGAAYGAGUCUAAUUUUCUACUAAAUUGUUAAAAUAAAAGCCCAGAAACUCUCUUAAGGCUUCCAAAGAAAAUGUGUUUUGACAUUUUGUAAUAACUAAUGCUUUGUGUACAAUGUAAAAAUUUUCAUCACUCCAAUGAUAAGUUGACGAGAUCAUUAUGAAGAAAUUAAAGUAAACAAAAAGAUGCUUUA
Molecule: messenger RNA, 1816 nt
Organism: Exaiptasia diaphana
Lineage: Eukaryota; Metazoa; Cnidaria; Anthozoa; Actiniaria; Aiptasiidae
Product: coronin-1A
Exons: 7
Coding region: 153-1607 (484 amino acids)
Biological process (GO): actin filament organization
Molecular function (GO): actin filament binding
Source: RefSeq, a predicted model, not a curated record